UCUUACUAUUAUGUUGGAUCCACUAUGGACUGGACUCUCACAAUAUUAUGUCAGACCCACUCGACAUCCAUUGCAUUCGGUCUCCCCUAGAGGGGGGGUUACCCACAUAUGCGGUCCUCUCCAAGGUUUCUCAUAGUCAUUCACAUCGACGUCCCACUGGGGUGAGUUUUUCCUUGCCCUUAUGUGGGCUUUGUACCGAGGAUGUCGUUGUGGCUUGUGCAGCCCUUUGAGACACUUGUGAUUUAGGGCUAUAUAAAUAAACAUUGAUUGAUUGAUUGAUUGAUUGAAACUAGACAAUAAGUGACAAAAGGUGGAAUUAUUCCAUAUAGGAGAGAAGGUUGGUUGUUUAGUGCUGCGUGUUAAAGACACGGAGUGAUGAUGUCAUUGAGCUGGGGAGUGGGUGUAGUCAGACCGCAGUGACACAAUAAAGAGCAGCAGCACUGAGAGCAGGAGGAGAGAAGGUUUCUUUUCAAUGUAAAUGCAAUGACCAUCAAAUGGCAGAUCAUGUCAUUUCUGGUCUUCGGGGUGCGUUUUGAAGCCGCGCAUUUGGUGGGAGAAUCAUAACCACCAACAGCAUCUUAGGUCAAUUAUUUUUCUCAAGAGAUGAUGCAAAAUAGCACAAUAUCGCAUUUCAUCCUGGGGUCUUAUGUAGACUUGGGGUAUGGGAAAUACUUCUUUUUUUCCAUGGUGCUGCUGCUGUACGUGUUGAUCGUGGCGAGCAACUCCUCCCUGGUGGUGCUGAUCUGUGUGAGGCGGCGCUUACGGCAGCCCAUGUUCUUCUUUUUGGCCAGCCUCUUUGUCAACGAGCUCUACGGCUCCACGGGAUUCUUCCCCUUCCUCAUGCUGCAGAUCCUCAAUGACGUGCACACCAUCUCCGUGCCCGCCUGCUACCUGCAGAUAUUCACCGUCUACACCUACGCCCGCGUGGAGUUCUGCACUCUGGCCGCCAUGUCGUACGACCGCUACCUGGCCAUCUGCUGCCCCCUGCAGUACAGCGCUCGGGUGACACCCCACCGGGUGCUCCUGUGUAUUUGUCUCAUGUGGCUCUACACCUUUGUCAGGGUUUUCACCUCCCUGUGCUUGAACCUGAGCCAGCUGCUCUGCGGCGACGUCAUCGACAGCCUGUACUGCAUGAACUACCUGGUCACUAAGCUGCUCUGCGGCGACCAGCAAGUCGUGAAUAUUUACGGGCUGGUCGCCACCACCAUGUCCAUCAUGCUGCCUCUGCUGCUCAUCCUCUACUCCUACCGGAAAAUCCUGCGCGUCGUCUUUUCCGGCGCCAACCAGGCCAGGCCCAAGGCGUUGGGCACGUGCGCGCCUCAUAUCGUGUCCCUGCUCAACUUCUCUUUCGGGUGCAUCUUCCAGGUGCUGCACACGCGCCUCGACAUGAGCGCCAUUCCCGACGGCUUCCGAAACUUCCUGUCGCUUUAUUUCCUCGUCGUUCAACCUCUCAUCAACCCUCUCAUGUACGGAAUGCAAACGUCGCAAAUACGAGAGACGUGCAAGCACGUGUUCUCGUCCAAGGCGCCUCGCGUCCGACAGGCCUGAAGGAGGCCUUUUUCUUGGUCAAUGUAAUUCAUCUGUCAUGUCUGGGAUCAUGUUUUGUUUAAGUUAUGGUUUUUGGACUCUUUUUAGUUCCUGCUUUUGUCUU
Nerophis lumbriciformis (worm pipefish) is the source of this 1651-nucleotide messenger RNA. Its product is annotated as olfactory receptor 52J3-like. Gene Ontology annotation, biological process: G protein-coupled receptor signaling pathway; detection of chemical stimulus involved in sensory perception of smell. Gene Ontology annotation, molecular function: G protein-coupled receptor activity; olfactory receptor activity; odorant binding. NCBI's taxonomy places the organism in Eukaryota, Metazoa, Chordata, Actinopteri, Syngnathiformes, Syngnathidae. The record is from RefSeq and is a predicted model, not a curated record. Gene Ontology annotation, cellular component: membrane.